Molecule: messenger RNA, 4627 nt
Organism: Aedes aegypti (yellow fever mosquito)
Lineage: Eukaryota; Metazoa; Arthropoda; Insecta; Diptera; Culicidae
Product: long-chain-fatty-acid--CoA ligase 6
Exons: 9
Coding region: 847-2982 (711 amino acids)
Biological process (GO): long-chain fatty acid metabolic process
Cellular component (GO): endoplasmic reticulum; membrane
Molecular function (GO): long-chain fatty acid-CoA ligase activity
Source: RefSeq, a predicted model, not a curated record
AGUCGUGAUAUAAACAGAUGUCGGAACUGUUUCGCGAAUACGCUUUUGCAAAGUUUUGUGCGAAGAAUCGGUCAAUUACAUUUCACUGAUCAAAGUAACGUCCAUUGCAGUGUUUAAUCGGUACAUAAGGUUAAAGUGAUUAUUCAUACAUUUGAAGAAAGAUAACUGCAUAUUCAUUGAGAAAUAUAUCGUCAGUGCUUCUAAGAAUGGUGACAAAUUAAUUCAACACUCAAUGAAAAAUGCAAGAAUGAGUUAUAACACUAAGUGAAUCUGACGUCACAUGUGUCAUGUUCAGUAUCACCUGCGUCAAGAGAAAAAAUAUAGUCGCAAUUUGCUCUGAACCGAGCCGAGUCGAGUGUCAACAUCAACAACAGUGUGCAAUCAAAAUAGAAAUGGGAAUGUUGUGCUAAAAAUGAGGUGAAAAAAGGCGUCGUCAGUUUCGUUAACAACCAACGCAAGAGAAGUGCAUCAUCUGUUGGAACGUUAUCACUCAGCAAGGGCCCGAUAGCCGAGUGAGAGUGUUUCUGUCUGGUGAAGAAAAAAAUCAAAAGAAAAAACGAAAACAGUCUGGUGGAAUGCUUAAAUCCGCGCUAAUUCUGGAAGCUUAACCAUCGCGCGCUGCGCAAGGGCGAAAAAAAGUGCAAUAAAUGUGAUAAAGACGUUCGUCAAGACGGAUUCAAAGUGAAUGAAUGAUAAGUGCUCAAGAAGAGUUUCGUUUCGUGAUUGGCAGUGAAAAUUGGCGAGCUCAGUUCUGGUCCUACGGUAACCGUGACAACAACGCCCCGGAGAAGCAUUUGCUGCGAGCCGGAUAGCGGUGCCAGGUUCUUUUGUCAGUGCAUGCGGUGAAUGUGCUACAGUUUCGCAACGGAUCUUCUCAGCUGGAUUAAGACUGCGCAGCAAGCUAUCAUGUCGAACGCAACGGCUUUGAUCGAUGAAUUGGACGGAUGUCUGCAAUAUGUCGGCGGCACGGGCGGUGCCUUGGCGCUGACGGGGGUGGCUGCUGCGACCGCCUACUACUACGCUACCAGACCAAUACCGGAAAAACCACUAGUGCCUCUAGAUAAUCAGUGUCCCAUAGAAGAUGGUCCUGAACAAGUCCACGUGUCCAAAUUCUAUAAAGAUGCCAAGGAUGGCAAAUAUAUCAGCUGUUUGGCAGAUGACGCCCGAACGCUGUAUCAAACCUUCCGAAAAGGAGUCAUCGAGUCGAACAAUGGACCCUGCUUGGGCUGGCGAGACAAUCUUCAGUCGCCUUAUCAGUGGAUGAACUUCAACGAGGCCCUGUUGCGGGCGAAGAACUUCGGCUCCGGACUGAUUGCCCUCGGACUGCGACCUGGCCCGUCCACUUUCGUUGGUAUCUACUCCCAGAACCGCCCCGAAUGGAUUCUUUUCGAGCAGGGAUGUUAUUGUUACUCGUUGGUUGUUGUUCCUUUGUACGAUACGCUUGGACCGGAUGCGUGUGCGUUUAUCAUCGAUCAGACGGAAAUCUCCGUCGUGGUGGUCGAAGACGACAAGAAGGUUAACUUGAUACUCGACAAGGCACCCAAAACUCUCCGGAAGUUUGUGGUGAUCAAAGAGGUUCGGCCAGCCACGCUUCAGCGUGCCAAGAACCGUGGCAUCGACAUUCACUCGUUUGACGAGGUGGAAAAACUCGGUGCCGCCAAAUCGUUCCCGGAAGUGGAACCCAAGCCGUCGGAUCUCUGCACGGUUUGUUACACAUCGGGUACAACGGGUAAUCCAAAGGGGGUGAUGCUUUCGCACAUGAAUGUCGUUUCCGGUGUUGCCGGAGUGUUCAUGCAGCUCGGUCCUCACAAGCCUCGCGUAGGCGAUAUUAUGAUUUCGUUCCUCCCGUUGGCACACAUGCUCGAACGAUGCUGCGAAAACGGUGUCUACUACAACGGUGGUGCCGUAGGAUUCUACUCCGGUGAUAUCAAAGAACUAACCAAUGACCUGAAAGCCCUGAAGCCUACGCUAAUGCCAGCUGUACCAAGGUUGCUGAAUCGAGUGUACGAUAAAAUCUACUCCGAGGUAUCGCGCUCAUCGGUCAAGAAGCUGCUACUCAGGAUGGCACUGAACGCAAAAGAAGCGGAAAUCAAACGAGGAAUAGUGCGACGAACCAGCAUGUGGGACAAGCUGGUGUUCCGGAAGAUUCAGGAAGGCUUCGGUGGACGGUUACGGUUGAUGGUGGUGGGAUCGGCUCCCCUUUCGCCAACAGUGCUCUCGUUCUGUCGAGCGGCUCUCGGAUGCCUGAUUUGCGAAGGCUAUGGCCAAACGGAGUGUACCGCUCCAAUCACACUGACUGUGCAAGGUGAUUUCGUCCCUGGACAUGUAGGUCCACCAGUUUCGUGUAACGCUGUGAAGCUUGUCGAUGUGCCGGAAAUGGAAUAUUAUGCCUCUCAGCAGCAGGGAGAAAUCUGCGUUAAGGGCGCUAAUGUGUUUAUUGGCUACUACAAAGAUCCCGUCCGGACAGCGGAGACGAUUGACGAAGAUGGUUGGCACCACACCGGGGACAUCGGCCAAUGGCUCCCCAACGGUACGCUCAAGGUAAUCGAUCGUAAGAAGCACAUCUUCAAGCUGAGCCAGGGCGAGUACAUUGUACCGGAAAAGAUCGAAAAUGCUUACAUUCGCAGUCAGUACGUUGAGCAGGUGUUUGUCCACGGUGAAAGUCUUAAGAGCUGUGUUGUGGCGAUUGUAGUGCCUGACGUGGAAGUGGUCAAGCACUGGGCCAUCGAGAACAACAUUCCGGGAACGCUCAGCGUCCUGUGCAGCAAUCCCGACGUUAAGCAGCUCAUCUUGAACGAUAUGCUCGCCUGGGGCAAGGAGUUUGGACUUAAAUCAUUCGAACAGGUUAAGGACAUUUACCUUCACCCGGAUCCGUUCUCGGUGCAGAAUGGGCUGCUAACUCCGACUUUCAAGAGCCGACGGCCUCAAAUCAAGAGCUACUUUGCGCCACAACUGGACGAUAUGUACAAACACCUGGACUGAACAUGUUCCCUGUAUUAUCUGCCGUGUUAGCGAGCGAGUGUGAGAGCGUGAAAGGGUUUAGUGCGAGUAUGUAGCAACAUUUUAUCUCAUAUGACCGCUAGCUGGGACUUUCAAUUACUUGACGAAAAACGAUUUAUGAAUACCAACCAGAAUUACAUAACCCCAGUUAUAAUGUGGUGCUUAGGCAAAUACUGAUGAGAGCGUGUUUGCAUAUGUUUUGUGGAUACAAGCUCGAAAAAAAAACUGGUUGCACCUCCUAAGACUAAAAUCCACAAUAAACAGUUGCCAAGCGCCAUUUUUGUGCUUCAAACGCAACGUAAAUCUUUGAUUUAUAUCAUUCAGAUUGCCGAUAGUGUUGCAGAUCGAUGAAAAGCCUUUUAAAUAAAGCGGGCAAUCUUAACUGAAUUUUACUUACUAAAACAGGACUUAAACCUUCAUAAAACCAAAAGCUACUUAGUUGUUACUUAAUAAAUUAUGAAACUUCGAAACAAUUUCGAACCCGGUUACAAAAUAUAGAAACAAGAAAUUACUUAAAAUGAGGCAUGCUAUACAGUAGUAGAAAACUUUAUAAUGGAAUUUAUAGCGGUUGGAUUCUUGAGUCAAUUUUCAAUUCUUAUGACGUUAAGCUCCCGAACAAAAGAUUCACUUCUCGGGGUUAUCAACUUUAAACCAUCACAAAUACUGACUUAAGAAUAUGACAAGGAAAAAGUACUAUUGUAACUAGGGAACUAGUUUUUACUCAAUAAUUCCUAUCUUUGAAAAUCCAAUUUAGGUUGAAUCCUUAGCAAUUUUAGGUGAUGAGCUCUAGUCAAGUUUUUCUGUUCUUUUAAAACUUUCUUUUUCGUAAAACAAUACGCACGAUAAAAUGAUAUUCUAUCUUUUCAUGUUUGUAUUGCGACAAUAUCACUUAGUAGCAAGUUAGCAAAUGUUUUAUGUAUACAUUUUAUAUAAAAAGAAACAAAAAACAUGAUACUGGGUUUUCACAUAAAAAUAAAACGAUGUCCGAUUUACAGUUUGCAAAAUUAUAAUUAUGCAUUUCCAGACGUGAGCAAUUCAAAUUACGUAAUCCAGAAAAUUUGUUGAAUAACUACCGCAUUACAUACCACAAACAUAUGAGUUCUACUGGAAAGGUGCUGCGUUAGUCCGUGUAGAAAGAAAGGCAGAUAGGUUAAUAUAAUUAUGUUUUACGAAGAAUGUUUAAACCAAAACCAAAAAAAAUCAACUUCGCAUCGACUAAUAGAUACACUCGAAUCGACAGGUCAAAUUAAGCCGUUCAAAUCACAUUCACACACUGAAGCAAAAUACGAAUGAGUACACACAAAAUCGAUUAAAUUGCAAUAAAAAAAACAGACUCACACGAUGAAAAACUACACAAACACACAUACGUUGAGAAAUGGAAUGAAAAGAUACCAUGUAGCGAUAUUGUAGAAUAUUGACAAAACACAUUACACCAUCAGCUGUUGAUGAGCUGACCUAAAAUUAAAUGAACUAAAGAAAGAAAACUCUAAUGAGCUGGAUUUAAAGGCAAUGGAUAAUAUGAUACAGCAGCUAACUAACGGAACACUUUUCACCGGGCGCCUAUUUAAUUGUAGAAUAAAUUGCAAUACUAUGUAGUUAGUUGAAACAGUGAUGGUGAAAAUCAAAA